AUGUCUCAAAGGAUGUUCCCUUCUCUCGAUCUCCCACUCAAUCAACUGAAAGCUGAAGUGAGAAAGAUGAAUGUUUCUGAGCUACUCAUCUUCUCGUGCCAAUCCCACGAACAUGCGGUUGCCGUCAGCACGAUUCCUGGUGUUGCAAUUGAAAAUCCGUUAUUUGACCUGGAUUUUGUACCAAAACGGGCUGUUUUGACCUGUAUACCAGACGAAGGAAGUUCGUGGGACAGAUGGGAAAUCCAGUUUGGGCAUUUGAAACCGGAGAGCAAGGUGAAGGCUCGGAACAUGAAUGGAAUCGAGAUUGUGAUCAUUAAGAGACCACGACGAAUUGUUAAAGUGCUCACCAGAGAACUUACAUCUGAAGCGCUUGCCAUGUUCAUUAGACACAUGAAAAACACGUUCGGAGGAGUUCGUUUCCGGAAAUUAGUAUUUGAACUGAAUACAUCAGAGUUCAAAUGUUUGGAACCAGUUCUGCCAACAAUCAAAGAAUGCAGAGACUAUUUCGUAUCGUUCCAAAGAAAACGUCUCUCUGAAAUCGAGAUCGACUGGGUGACUCGAUCGAUUCAUGCCACACACAAAUUCGAAGUGUGUCGAAAUGGAAAGGGAUCAACAUACACGAAAUGCUGUUUCCAGCACGUUCUGAAAAGGCGAAACUGUGAAGUGAUCAUUCUAAUCGAUUCACUGGCAACACUCUCGGAUCUAGAGACGUGCGUCAGACAAUGGUACUAUUCGGAUGCGCGCGAUCUUCGAAUGGUCAAAGUGUUGGCGUCGAAUACGACGGAAGAGAUGAAUUUGGAGGGGUUGAAGCCAAGGAAAUGGCAACGAUUCGAGCGGAGCCAACACUUCCUCUGUCCAAAAGAUUCUGUCACCGAGCGGGUUGUGGAUUGUCAACACGGAACUGAUAUCGAAAGACCGGACGGUUUAUUGGCAACAGUUGCCAUAAUUGGAAGUGCGUAUUUCUUUGUAGUUUGGCAUGAACGAUUCCAUACCAUUUCCGUCAGGGAUAGACAAUGA
Messenger RNA from Caenorhabditis briggsae, 1017 nucleotides. Bases 1 to 1017 code for a protein of 338 amino acids. The record is from RefSeq and is a predicted model, not a curated record. NCBI's taxonomy places the organism in Eukaryota, Metazoa, Nematoda, Chromadorea, Rhabditida, Rhabditidae. Gene Ontology annotation, biological process: embryo development. The transcript is spliced from 4 exons.